AUGGCUUUGCUUCGCGCCUCGCUGAUUGCAUUCCUGCUUGCCGUCAGUGCUGCUGCAGACGGUGCCAAUGGGACGGCAGCGACAGACUCCAAGACAGAGCCGAUCAACGCCACGAGUGCCACGAAGGCAUCCACCGCUGGACUGAAGGUCAAGCGAGGAGGCCAGGAGCAAGGCCCGGAUGUUGUCCGGAUCCUGCACAUCAGCGACACGCACAGCCUCCAUCGAAGCACCGGGAACAUGCCGGAUGCCGACAUUCUGAUCCAUUCCGGGGAUGUGGCCAAGGUGGGCUCAGAGAGCGAGCUGGGCGAUUUCAACGACUGGCUUGGCAGCCUUAAGGGCAAGUACAAGCACAUCCUGGUCAUUUCUGGAAACCACGACUUCUGGGACACCAACUGGAGGCUGAACCGCGGACACAUCUCCAACGAUGUCGUGCAGGAUCCCGCCUACUUCCAGUACAGGAUCACGAAUGCCCGAGUCCUCAAUCACGAUCUUGCCGAGGUCAUGGGCCUGAAGAUCUGGGGCGCCGGAUGGCACGCCCGAAGGGGAGAUUCCCGAUCCGGCAACAAUUAUGCCGACAUCCCCGAAGGUGUUGACAUCGUCGUCACCCACGAGGCCCCGUUUGGAAUCUUCGACAUGACGGGCGGCGGGCACUGGGGCUCCAGCGGGGAGCUGCUCGAUGCCAUCUACCGCACGAAGCCGAAGGUGCAUCUCUCCGGGCACAUCCACGAGCAGCGCGGGCAUUGGGACAAGGCGGACUUCGCUGCUCGCAAUAGCAAAGCGUGGAGCCAGUACAAGGGCGGCGUGGAGUACAGGCACGUGCAUAGCGAGCUGGGCGAGUCCAAGAGUGAAGUCGCCAGCCCACAGCGUUCCCACAGCGAAGGGGCCUUGUCCCUUGAUCACCCAGAUUCCGUGCCACGGAGAAUUCAGUGGGCAUCUGCUUUUGACCGGGCAUGCCAGCAUGCCAAAGCCGACACUCAUCCGACCGGCUGCCAGGGGCUCUUCCACGACUGGAGGUACCGUGUUGCGAUCCUGGAGCAUGCAAAGCAAACCGGUUGCAAUGACAGCCAGGCCAUGAUGGAUGCUUUGCUCAUGCGGCAUGCGAAGAAGUCCGAUUUUCCGGCGAUGCCCUUCGGAUACAACGAGGCCGUGCCCCGGAUUUGUCCGAGCUAUGGGUCUCUGGCUGAUCGCCGUGCUUCCCGUCGCCGCGCCAUUCAGGGUUCAACCCUGGGUCCCAGAAUGGGAACGACAGAUCUCUCGAUCUCGGACCGAGAGCGCGGCAUGCCCGGUCGGCCUUUAACUUCGUCAGCGCGGCUCAACGACUGCAUCUUCACGGCUUCCGUAUUGCAGUUGGCCGCCUGUGCGGAAGACAAGCGAACUCGACAAGGGGGCUUUUGGAUCGGAGUCCGCAGCCUGGUAACAGUGUUCACGCCAGGGCCGUUCCUGUUCUGUGACGGUGCGAGCAGGAUGGAGGUUGCGACUUGGCAACCUCCAUCCUGCUCGCACCGUCCCGCGGUGGGUGUCCGCCUGCAGGCAUUUCCCAGCUCCACGCCUUUAAUCGAAGCGCUUCGGUCCAAUGCGAUUGACAAGAGCUUGUCGCCGCUGGUGGUGGACGUUCUUGGGGCAGAGGAUGUGGUGCCACUGGCGGUCUUGGCCGUCAUGGCGAUGCUAAACUUUCAGAAGUUGAGUGGCCUUCUGCUCCUAAACCUCGUCUUCUGCUGCAUGAAGAUCGCAGGCAUCUCGGCCAUCCGGUGGCUCCUCUUGAAGUUCCGUUUGUACACACUCGAUCCGUCUGCCGUCGCGAUCUUGGUCCGAAGUGAAGAGGGUCGGACACCUUUGGCGCGUCACCAGAAUCUCCGUGUCCCGAGCCCGGCAGCGCACCUCUUUUUAAUGUGCGCUGCCGGGCUCGGGGAAACGGAGAUUCUGGCAUUGCUUCUGAACAGAGGCACAGACAAGGCGAAAGAAUGGGGCAUUGAAUGGGGUCAGACUCCGCUCCACUUGGCCGCAGCCAACGGACAGUUGCAGUCAGAUGCCGCUCCACCGCAGCCAGCGCCCACGCCCCUGUGCAUGGACUUGCUGCUGAAGGUUGUGCGGUUCAGGCUCGUUGUGAUGGAGCGCUUCAUGAGGGCCGUGCCCUUUUGGCCGCCAUUGCAGGAGAAGGAGAAUCUGCCCACGGCCGAGUUGGAGGAAAUCGCGCAGGGGCUGAAGUUCCAGGGCCCCUCGCUUCAAGAGAUUGCCAGCGAUGAGGAGUGGCCAAAGCUCUGUCACACUCUCCGCCAACCGCUGCCCAUCUCCUUCCGCUUCACGGCACAGGUGUCCAACGUCGCAGAAGCGGAGUUUCGCGAGUUCUUGGAGGAGCUGAAAAACGGCUGUCACACGGCUCGGGGGCGAUUUGUGCCAGCACCGCACAUCUUUGACUUUGCCAAGGUAGUGUCGCUGGGCUGUGACGACCGGACUUUAAAGCAGGAGCAGCGAGAGGCGCCCGACGCGCCUUUGGCGAGACUCGGCCGCUGGUUGAGUCGCCGGGCACCUGAGGGCCUGGUCUCGAGGCAGGAAGUCGUCUCUGCCGUGCCCGUGGCUCUCUUGGGAGUAGAGCCCGGACAUGCUGUGCUGGACGUUUGCGCGGCUCCGGGGUCGAAGACGCUGCAGGCCAUUGAGAAGGUGUGCCCUGCUGGUGACGACACCGCGGGUGCAGUGAUUGCCAACGAGCUGAGUGCGAUGCGCGCACGAGUUCUUGCGAGGAGGUGUGCCCUCCUUGGUGCAGCCGCGGGUGCCGUGGCGGUGGUGCAGCACAAGGCGCAGGUCUUCCCAGGUCCUGGUCUCUUCGAUCGUAUCAUUUGCGAUGUGCCCUGCAGCGGGGAUGGUACCAUGCGAAAACAUCCUGAAAAGUGGCGGUCCUGGAGCCCUCACCUUGGUCGGGAGCUCCAUGCCCGGCAGCUCCAGAUUGCUCUCCGCGGACUGGCGCUCCUGCAGGUGGGCGGCCAGAUGACGUACAGCACCUGCUCCUUCAACCCGCUGGAGAACGAGGCCGUGGUGGCCAGCCUCCUUUGUCGGACGGGCGGUGCCGUCGUUCUGAAGCGGCCGCCUGCGCUGGAAGGGUUGCCCGUGCGGCCAGGGCUGCAGCACUGGGAGGUCGUGGAUGAAGCCGCCGGGCGGCUCGCCAGCUACCAGGACAUCAAGCGGCUGCCGGCCUGUCUCCGCCGCCGGUACCGCUCUUCGAUGUGGCCGCCGGUUGGCGUGAAGGAUCUGAAGCUGCAGCGCUGUGUGCGUUGCGUUCCGUUCCUUGCGAACACCGGCGGCUUCUUCGUGGCGCUUUUGGCCAAAGUGCGAGAAUGGCCGUCUGUGCCUGCUACGCAGGUUGAGGUGGGCGAGAGCCACAUUGCCAAACCUCUGCAGCUGUCGAAGGUCUUGCCUGAGGCGCUGGCCCACAGCACGGGGGUGCCAUCUCUGGAAAACGGCUUCCUUCUUUCGAGAGGGAGACGGAAGCUCUUCUACUGCAGUCCCGGAUUGGACGGGAUUCUCCGAGCGUCCAGGCGCAAAGCUUUGUCUCUGGUCGCUGCCGGCACGUGUAUGGCUCUGGCGCGGGAUAGUGGAUGGCAGCUGACCCCUUCAGGCCUGGACAUCUUCAACCGGAUGUCUGGGCGCAAGGCAGAGGCCAAUGCUCGCGCCGCGCAGAAACACUUCGAGUCCCACCGGUGCACGACGUGCGAUGCGCUGCGGCCGGCCAGUGCCUUCUCUAGGAAGAUGCUGACUCGUCCGCCCAGUAAGCGCAAGUCCCCUGCGAAGCAACCUGACAUGGCGGGUGCCGGUGACUACCCUGUCGAAGGAGAGAUCGAGACCCCUCAGUCCAGUCGCUCACCGCACUCGGCUCCCCGAGCGGCGCGCCUGGCAGGGUGUUUGGGAGUUUCGAUUUUGCGCGCUGCGUUGCGCCUGCUUGCCCUCCAGGGCACUUGGGGGAAGCACUGA
This is a messenger RNA of Symbiodinium sp. CCMP2456, 3963 nucleotides long. NCBI's taxonomy places the organism in Eukaryota, Dinophyceae, Suessiales, Symbiodiniaceae. The record is from the annotation of a GenBank genome assembly.